Saccharomyces eubayanus is the source of this 1659-nucleotide messenger RNA. RefSeq names its product cyclin CLN2 (gene CLN2). Gene Ontology annotation, biological process: regulation of G1/S transition of mitotic cell cycle; regulation of cyclin-dependent protein serine/threonine kinase activity. Lineage: Eukaryota; Fungi; Ascomycota; Saccharomycetes; Saccharomycetales; Saccharomycetaceae. The transcript has a single exon. The coding region runs from base 1 to 1659 and encodes 552 amino acids. The record is from RefSeq and is a predicted model, not a curated record.
AUGACCAACGCUGACCUGAAAUCCCGUAUGGGACUCAUUAUCAAUACCAAACCAGAGUACUACCCAAUCGAACUAUCCAACGCCGAGCUACUCUCCCAUUUCGAGACAUUACAAGAGUAUCAUCAAGAAAUUUCUACAAAUGUAAUUGCUCAGUCUUGCAAAUUUAAGCCAAAUCCAAAACUUAUAGAUCAACAGCCUGAAAUGAAUCCUGCUGAAACAAGAUCCAAAAUCGUCACUUUCUUAUUCGAGCUGUCUGUUGUAACUCGUGUCACCAAUGGCAUUUUUUUCCACUCUGUAAGAUUAUACGAUCGCUAUUGCUCCAAAAGAAUCGUGCUACAAGAUCAAGCCAAGUUGGUUGUGGCUACUUGCCUCUGGCUAGCUGCCAAAACAUGGGGCGGCUGUAAUCAUAUUAUCAACAACGUGGUCAUCCCCUCCGGUGGAAGAUUUUAUGGCCCCAACCCAAGAGCCCGUAUACCUCGUCUUUCCGAGUUAGUUCAUUACUGUGGCGAUGGUCAGGUCUUUGACGAAUCAAUGUUCUUACAAAUGGAAAGACAUAUAUUAGACACUUUGAAUUGGAAUGUCUACGAGCCAAUGAUCAACGAUUACGUUUUGAAUGUCGAUGAAAACUGUUUAAUGCAAUACGAACUAUACGAAAACCAAAUGAGCUAUAACAAACAAUGGUCCGAAAAGCGCCAAUCUCAGUUAUCCCAAGACAGUGAUGCCACUGUAGAUGAAAGAUUUUCUUACCGUAACGAAGAGGAAGAAGAAGAAGAAGAAGAGGAAGACCUGAAGUUGAAGAUCAAAUUGAUUAAUUUAAAGAAAUUCUUAAUCGAUGUAUCUGCCUGGCAGUACGAUUUGCUCAAAUUCGAACUUUUUGAAGUAUCACACGGAAUAUUUUCGAUUAUCAACCAAUUCACCAACCAAGACCAUGGACCCUUUCUAACGACUCCAAUGACGACUGAAAGCAAGAAUGCAGAAAUUUUAACCAUUUUAGUCAAUGCCAUCAUUUCCGUACCCAAGUCUCUGAUGGAAGUAUACAAGUCAAUCAGCGGUGUUUUGCCCUUUGUUGAUCAAGUAAGAGGGUACCAAUUGGCCUUACAAAGAAAAUUACAAAUUGCAUCGAAUUUGAAUCUAUCAAGAAAACUCACCAUAUCAACACCUUCAUGUUCGUUUGAAAACUCCAAUACUACAUCUAUUCCGUCGCCCACUUAUUCUUCUCAAAGCCACACUCCAAUGAGAAACAUGAGCUCUUUAUCGGAUAACAGCGUCUUUAGCAGAAAUAUGGAGCAAUCAUCACCAAUUACGCCAAGCAUGUACCAAUUUGGUCAACAACAACCAGCCAGUAUAUGCGGCAGCACAGUCAGUGUAAACAGUCUAAAGAAUAACAAUAGCAAUCACGACCAAGGAAGUUACGAAAAAAUGACUAACCCUAAUAAUAACAAUGCAAUUAAUGACUACAUCGACUUAAUGAAUAUAAAUGAGUCUAAUAAGGAAAAUCGAAUCCCAGCAGCAGCGCAUUUUCUCAAUGGCGGGCCACCCAAGACAAACUUCAUUAAUCAUGGAAUGUUUCCUUCACCAAGUAAUACUAUAAAUAGCGGUAAUUCAAGCAGUGCAUCGUCUUUAAUUUCUUUUGGCAUGGGCAAUAAACAUAUUAUUUAG